AUGGGUCGAAGAUAUUAUUGUGAUUAUUGUGAUAAAAGAUUACCACCUGGUUUAACUCAUCGAAAAACUCAUAAUAAAAGUAUUCAGCAUAUAAAUAAUAAACGAGUCUAUUAUCUUCAAUUCAAAGAUCCUAUUGAGAUGUUGAUAGAUGAACGAUCAAAAAGAAUUUGUAAUAAAUGGACUCAAACUGGUUCAUGUCCUUUUGGUAAUAAUUGUAAAUAUUCACAUCGAUCAAAUUAUGAUCUUAUUCAAUUAAUUGAACAAACAAAACAAAGUAGUUUCUUUUUUAUUCAACAAUUUUGUUUUUCAAAUAUUUUUACUUAA
Messenger RNA from Adineta steineri, 324 nucleotides. The record is from the annotation of a GenBank genome assembly. NCBI's taxonomy places the organism in Eukaryota, Metazoa, Rotifera, Eurotatoria, Adinetida, Adinetidae.